Molecule: messenger RNA, 569 nt
Organism: Stereum hirsutum FP-91666 SS1
Lineage: Eukaryota; Fungi; Basidiomycota; Agaricomycetes; Russulales; Stereaceae
Exons: 3
Coding region: 1-420 (139 amino acids)
Biological process (GO): cellular response to L-arginine; regulation of intracellular signal transduction
Cellular component (GO): cytosol
Source: RefSeq, a predicted model, not a curated record
AUGCCUCCUGCUGUUGAUCACCCUUCGCUUCACUUGCGACUGCUGCCCCAAACAUUCUAUGUGAUCCAGCAAAACACUAAAGAUCCUAUCUCUGAAUCCUUACUCGCAUUAUUGACCGGAAGCAAAUCCGGAAGCAAAUUCUUGUCCAUCACUCGUACCGAUGAGGAAAUCUCUAUUAUAGGACAGUGCGAAGAUACUGAAGAAUACAAGGGUGACUGGAAAUGUAUCAAGAUAGCAGGACCUAUGGACCUCGGUCUGACUGGAAUAAUGUGCGACUUCACCACACCGCUCAAGAAAGCAGAGAUACCUAUUUUUGCGAUGUCGACAUGGAACACGGACUACGUCUUGAUCCCGAAGGCGAAGGCAGAUUCUGCCGUGCAAGUGUUGCAGGAAGAUGGGUGGAAGUUUACAAGUGAUUGAAGGCGGUUAUCGUGGCGUCCAUCAGAUUACUGUGCGAUGUGGCACCCUGCCUGUUUGAAAACCUCUUACAUCGUCCUGCGACUCUCUUCUUGGUAAGAGGUUAGUUCGACACAGUGUCGUUGGACUGCCACGGACUCGGACCAUCUCAC